AUGUUAGAUGUACAUAGACUUUUGUUUUGCCUGUGUCUGUUGGGAAUAGUGAGUGGAAAUGAAUCUUUUACCGAGGAAUAUAAAACAAUAGAGGAGGAUACCGGGAGGGAACUAACGGUAUCCACUCAAGGACGACUACGAAAGAUACUGGACUUGGAUGAUAAGAGUACCGUUGCCAAAACAAUGUGCAGAGAUUAUUUAAUUAAAGUAUCCUUUGUCUCUGGAACUUCGGGAAGUGAAUGGAGGAUAGGAGACGUAAUUGUGGGUAGUGCAUCCCUCGGAUGUCAUCUCAAGUUCACAAAAGUGGGGGAGGGAGUCCUUGGAAAAAUUGCAAACAUUGAGGAGAAAAGAAAAGGACUUUUGUAUAUUACGGUAGAUAAUGCAAGCCCAUUGGAUAUACUGGAAGAAGCAGACUUAUCUGUUCAUGUGAGACAUCGCUCAAAAAGAAGCAACACAAAUUUUCUGUCGAACAUUUUGGAUAGCAUCAAUUGGGAAGAAAGAACAAAUACAACAGUUGAAUUAAACCCAGAAAGAAAGCCUUUCUCUCUGCUGAAAAUGGUCAAUAACCCAGAACCGGAAGUUCUGGUAUACAAUUCAGCAAGCCAAAUUAAAAAUUCAACAGGGACAGAGUUCAAUUUUACGUGUUCUACUUGUUUUGGAAAGAUUGAUCUAUCAUACCAUUUAGAAAUGAGAAUAAGAAGAAACCAAACAACCAACAAGCCUAUUAUAAAUUCCUACCUUUCUCAGAUAGAAGGCACGUCUACAAAUUACUAUCAGUUUACAAUUGAAUCUCAAAGAGAACUGUCUCUCAAGUUAGAAAGGAAAAUUAUGGAGACAGCUCCUUCUUUCCUUCAUCCGAUACAACUAGCAACUUUCAAAAGAUUUCCCACAAUACAUCUGGCUAUCAGUGUCCAAUCCAUUUCUAAUUUGUCUGCGGAUGUAAUAACCAUGUCCUCAAAGGAGAUGAAAGUCGACGACUCCUUCCAAACAUCGGGGGAAUUCGUCGUAUCUAAUCAACACAGUCAGCACAAUGGUCCACCAACAAAUCAUCUCACGACAUCUGAUUGGCAGAUACAACACAGCCCACGUGACGGAGUACUGUCCAAUGAUUCAUUUUCUAUUCAGAUCAGUCUUUCUCAUGAGAUUUUCAUAAAACCGUAUAUUGAAUGGAGAGAGCGAGAUAUUCGAUUAGAUUUUGGAUCACCGUUUACCCUAAGGUUAAUUCAGGAGUUGGAUGUGAUGUCAUCAAUUUCUGAUGUAUCCCUGUGUACAGAUAUGGUAGCUCAGACUACAAGUAUGUUCGUCACAGGAAAGAAUUCCCUGGUUGUAGAUGCAUUUGGGAUUCCAAUAUGGGGAGAUGUUUCAACUUUAUCUAAAGCUCAAGUGACGAAUUCCUCUUUAAUUCAGCAAAAUUUAUUCAAUAAAUGUCGUGCAAAUUGCUUUGGAACUCAACAAAAAUCUACGAGGACAAUAAACGUAUGUGGUUCAACAGAAGACGUAGUGCUUCGAAAUUCGUCAUCAUUUUCUUCUUUGCGAAAAUUAUUUGGUGACUCGAUAUUAUUCCUAUCGGAGGAGUCGAGCGAAUCGUCGUGGUGUGGACAUCCAGGAAAUCCCUGUACCGACUGUGCGGACUACUUUCAAGAUGAUAACGUCUGCUCUGAUAGAUACGUGACUCCAACUCUCGCAGAAGUUUUAACAAAACUAUCAAAAUUGGUUGCUGCUGAAUGGCCAAACCGUAAGCUUUUGGUUCUCGAAGCUUGGGACGAACCUACAUCCGCACAUCCACUUGGUAGUCAUGGUAAUCAGUCUUUGUUUUAUACUGGGAGAGCAGCUCGAGUUGCGCUAAGCAAAACCCUCACUAGUAAAGAACCUGAAACUAACGAAGAUAUAUUCCGAAGAUUAGAGGAAUUACUCCAGUGUUCUGAUGUCGAUUUUUUCGACAUAUUCACAAAAAAUUCUAUCGUUGACAUUUGUGUUUCUGAUGAUUUGGCGUCUAUAUUUACAAACCAGGACGAAAAGAGAAAGAAAAGAGCAGUGAACUCAAACAACAUCGCUCAAAUCAACACCUGGAGAGAAGAAAAGGACAAAUAUGACGAUCAUUUAUUUAGUCUAGUUAGUGCAAAAACACUUGGCUCUACCUCGAAGGAUUACUUCGGGAGUGGGAAAUAUUACCCACAGGGUAAAACAGCGGAUGAUGUGUGUGGAAAAGCUGAUGAAAUAUACAGUAUAGAAAACCUGGAACAGAUGCAGCGAUUAGUUCAAUAUCCACUACAGAACGUUGAGUUUGAACCAGAAGGAGCGAAGACGUCAUCUUGUGGAGCGUUGACCCGGGAAUGUAAUCAGUGUAAAGAUUAUAAGGACGUUGAUAAUCCCUGGGAUUGGUGCUUGACCUGGACCAUGAAUACUAGAGCUGUCACGAGACUGCGGAGACUGGUGAAAUUAAUAGAAGACGAUACACAGAGUAAAGGAUCAUCACUAGGAAUGACAGACGAAGAACUCGGUGUUUGUCGAUCUGGAGUGGUGCUGUUUCAGGAUCUUCAAAAGUGUAAAGAACUGAUGCCAAGCUCAACCUCCGACAAAGAAACUAAAUGUUACAACUGCAUAAAAGAAACCCGUUGUUGCUAUCUCAAUGACAAAAUAGGUUGCAUGAAAAAUGAUUGUUCUGGAGACCAAAGUGCCAGUGUAUGGACACCAAUUACAUGUAAAGAACCAAAUCCUUUCGCGCCUGAUGUUACCAUCCCUUCAACUCCAGCGUGUAAUCAAGGUGACGAUUCGAAAAUGAUUCUCUACGGAAAUGUAUGCUCAGGCGACCCUUGUCAAUUCUUCUCUGGAAAAGAAUAUCAUUUACUUCUCAAAGUAAUAAUGAUAUUCGAAGUUUGUUCUGGGAAAUGGGAUCAGGCUACAAUGGAUUCAGACAUUAAGAACUUGAAUGUCAGGGAAGGAAACCUGAUGGCGUUCUUGUCUUCGUGUAUGGGCAGUGAUAAUACUAUCCUCAAAAUUCACAACCCUAUUCCUAAUGAUCCAACAAUUGGAAUCGGUUACAGCCUUCGUGAAGCAACAGAUUCGACAGAAAAGAAAGAUUUUCUAUUGGAAACAAUCCCAAGCCUGGAUUAUAACAAAAUAAUGAAUGGAGAACAAACAAUAACAAAAGAACAAGCACUUUUCCUAUAUGAUAGAACAAUGAGAAGGCACAUUAUAAGAAGCAUCAACAGUAUCGUUCCUUUCAAAAUAUUCGUACAUUUGGACACGGCUACGAAAAUUGCCAUCAUCAAUGCAAGGUAUAGAGGGGAAAUUUCUGGAACUCUUAAAAAGAAAUUUAACACUGCUGUCAGCAAUGGCCAGUGGGCAAAUGCUGCAGCUAUUUAUAUCAGCCACCCAGAGUACAAGAUUAAAUACAAAUGCACGACAACCGGCAAAGGAAGUAUAUGCACUAGAAUGAAGUGGAAUGCCGAACAGUUCCAAAAACAAGUUUGGAAACCAGUGAAGGUAUCCAAGACUGAUCCGCCUCAAGGAAAGAGAUCGACUGGGACGACCCUGUCAGCUGUUGGGAGAUCAUUGAAAAUAUCAGUCAACACAGGCUUGUCACUGAGCAACAGUAAACUGGCGAAUCUCGCCGUUCUCGCGGGAUUCGAUCAUGUGACAAAGGAGUCCAAUCAUAUUAUAGUCAGCGUGCGACCAGCUACUGGUGUUAAUACUGUCAUAGUGAAUUAUCCAAACCUGAACAUGCACGAAACAGAACCCCCAGCAAAGGACACAGUAGAAUACGAAAUAUCAGCAGAGGCAGAUUAUAGUUUAAUGUAUCCCCUUCUUUUAGAUGGAUUUAAUGAUUCAAUAAAACUCUCAGAUUGUUAUCGAAUAGCCGAUUUAAAAGUACAGAAAUAUAGAUACUUUAGAUUUGACGUAAAACUGUUAGAAUGUUUAGAGGAUGCCAGUAGUCAUUAUGGUGGAUGCAUAAAGGUUAUACCUGGUUCUGGAUAUCGGGUAAGAUCCGAUAACAAUAGAAAUAUUGAAUUAAGACAUUCAGAAGAAAGAUGGCGGUUUUCAGUAGGCCAAGCAGUAGAAGUUGGAUUAGAAAUGUCGCUGAAAGAACUAUCGAAUCUUGGAUUAACAAUUAUCAGAUCAUGUGUAAAAAAUCUUAUUCCUAAGAGGUUAAUACUAGGUAUUGGGGCUCACAAAGAUAGGCUCUAUGUUGAUAUAAGGGAGUCAACCCCAAGAGAGGAGUUUAUUAAAGUCUGGGAUGCAGGAUUUCCGGAAUUGCACAAAGAGCUGAAAGAUAUAGAGACAGGAUUUAAUAAAGGCGGUGCCUUCAUUGAUCCAACGAAUAGAACAAGAGCAUGCCAAACUCCACCUCUAGGAUCCAAAGCAUAUUAUAUAAAAUAUUCCAAAGAAGACUCUUGUAAUUCGGAUUCUGGGGUUUCCGUUGUCUGUUCGUCAACUACCUCUGAUCGUCAGAAGUCAGCUUCCGAUCUUCUUAAACGAUUGACUGAAGUCACAGGAAACGGACCGCUGGACAGGGCGACACUUAGAGACAAAGUCAACAAAUGUCUGGUCUCACUGUGUGGUGGCUGCAUCGGAAAAGGAAAAAUAUGGAAAGAAAAAACGAUUGCAUGUUUUGAACUAAUGUCCUAUUUCCUGGACGGAUCAUCAACUCCAUUCCCAGACCUUAGAAACACCGGGGCGUUUUACAAUACAGAAAACACAAAAUCAGAGGUUCACUCCUUGGCGUGUCAUGACGGAAGUGCAUGUGUCGAAAAUGUUCAGCUUCAUUCUUUCCUCCAGGAAACAUUAACAACUAAGUACAAACCAAGCCCUUCAGAGACGAACGAAGAACUCUUGUACGAUCCCGCUGACAAUCCGUCUCCUUUGCUUGAUAUUUUAGAACAGGAAAUGGCAAUGAGGGUUUCCGGAAACGUGUCAGUUUAUAUUGAAAGCAAUGGAGAUGUUUCAAAACUAAAUCACAUACUAAAGAUACUUAUGGUUUAUAACGCAAAGGUUUCAAACGUUCAUUUUCAUCUGACAAAAUCAGUGAGGGAGAAUCAGGCAAUGUCAGCUAUUCAACGUAAACUUGAGAGAUGGGCGUUUUCCAUGUGUCCAGAUAGAACACGUGUUGUAGUAGCUCCAUACACUGUCCAGAAAAUAGACAAUGAAAGACACAAGCGAAGUAUUGAUAGAAGCAAAGACAGAAAUGUAGUGAAACAACUGAGAAAUAACUGGGAACUGGAGUGGUUAGCAAAAACGUGAUAGUCUUUUUUUUUUAAAUGAAAGCUGUUUAAUAAUUAUGAUUUUAAUAAUGUUUAAAACUUUUUGUUCAUCUUUCAAAGUAGUUCUUUUCUAAGGCAGAGACCAUUUAGGGUGAAUUCACUAUGCAUUGCACUUCAGCAAGUUCUAGCGAUAUAUAUCGCUACCGACCGAAUAUUAUCAAAAUGGAACUUAACAAGUAGUAUAUGGUUAAAAUAUAAAUUUUGGCACAAUAGUGUGUUAAUUUAUGAGAAUAUAUCACUAAAAACCUAUUUUUCGAAAUAAUUAAGAAUUCACCAUGGAUCGGACAAUAUUCAGCAUGCAUCGGACAUACGGUAUUUAAACCAGAAAAAUAUCAUACCUUGAUCUCGGUGCUUUAAAAUUAGUGAUAUCGAAACAGUUUUAUCUUUUAUUUAAAAAUUAACCUUCUAGUUAAAUUUGAAUGAUUAUUUCGAUCCACAAAUGUGAAGAGAUUUUAGUUGCAUCACAUCGCCUUAGAAAGGCCUUACAAUGCUAGUAAUAUGGCAACUCGCGCCUUUGUCUUGUGUGUUAUCAUCAUCUAGUUUAAAGAAAUAAAUUGAGUCCACUUCUAGUCGUCAUAUAUCGAUAACUUGUAUUUUCACUGAAAAUUUAGAGUUUUUUGUUUUCUAUUUCCGUAAAAAAAAAAAAAACCAGCUGUCAUUUGGAUUUUACAUGAAAAUGGCAGUGAUUACGUAUACCCAUGCAUCGGAAAGUGUCCGAUGCAUGGUUACAUACUAGUCAAAAACAACUCUAAAAAUAUUCUACAAACAUUGAAGUAAUUUUUUUUGAAAAAUUUCUUUACAGUUAUCAAUCAUUGACAAUUUUUACCGAGGUCCGACUUCCGAUGAAGUCUAUUUAAAAGAACGACAACUCUAAAAAUGGCAAAAUCGUAGAAUUCUGAUUACUCCCCUUUGAUGAUGUAAGAUAUGACGUAAGGCCAUUCUAGUGGUAUUUUUAUCACAACAUGAAAAUAAAAAUCGGCAUCAUUAAAAUGUUUAAAUAUUCUCCUUUAAGACAGAAACAAGUAAAAACACGGGGAGACCCAGGUUCAGUGAAGGUUUAUGGCUUAAAGUUGCAAGGUAUGUGUCCGAUGAAUGGUUAAUUCACCCUAACUGGUUAUCUUCCGUAAAAGCUUAAAUAGCAUGUGGACUUACAUUCUAUUUAUAUUUAUUGAUUUUAAGUUAAUGCCUAUUUGUAAUGUAUAGUGCAAAAUCUUUUAUUAUUUAUAUUGUAAAACAAAGUUUUAUUAUAUUUAUUAAUCAAUGUGAAUUCAAGUUUUAUCUGUAAAAUAGUCUUGUGA
Molecule: messenger RNA, 6559 nt
Organism: Saccostrea echinata
Lineage: Eukaryota; Metazoa; Mollusca; Bivalvia; Ostreida; Ostreidae
Exons: 25
Coding region: 1-5241 (1746 amino acids)
Biological process (GO): regulation of gene expression; smoothened signaling pathway; cell fate specification
Molecular function (GO): lysozyme activity; calcium ion binding; patched binding
Source: RefSeq, a predicted model, not a curated record